Messenger RNA from Arabidopsis arenosa, 3424 nucleotides. Lineage: Eukaryota; Viridiplantae; Streptophyta; Magnoliopsida; Brassicales; Brassicaceae. The record is from the annotation of a GenBank genome assembly.
ACACGUAAUGCUUCUGAGAAUUCGAAGCUAAUGAAGCUCUUCGUCAGUAGUAAUCUGCUCAGAAACUCUAUUUUCUUCAAGAUCUCCGCCUUUGUUUUGAUCUCCGUUGCUUGUUUCUUCCUCGGUAAACAUUGGUCUGAGGAUGGCUUCCGUCGUCUCAUCUUCUUCUCCGCCGAGCCUUCUCGAUCCCCCAUUGUCGCACUCUCACCUGAUUUCGGAAAAACGUAUAACAUCUCUGAUUUGAUCUAUGAGAGUCACCCGAUUUUGCCUCCGUCUUUGUCACCACCGCCGCCGCCAGAUUCUGUUGAGCUGAAGGUGUUUGGGAUCGUUAAUGAGAAUGGAACAAUGUCUGAUGAGUUCCAGAUUGGUGAUUACGACGCUGAAUCGGCGGAGACGUUGGGGAAUCAGACGGAAUUCGAGAGUAGCGACGGUGGCAACGAAUCCACCACGGCUAGAGUUAGUGUGAGGAAAUUCGGGAUGUGUUCGGAGAAUAUGACGGAGUACAUUCCUUGUUUGGAUUAUGUAGAAGCCAUCAAAAGGCUUAAUUCGACGGCGCGUGGAGAGAGAUUUGAGCGGAAUUGUCCUAAAGAAGGAAUGGGGUUGAAUUGCACCGUUCCUGUUCCCAAUGGGUACCGUCCUCCGAUUCCGUGGCCGAAAAGCCGUGAUGAGGUGUGGUUCAACAAUGUUCCACAUACUAAACUUGUUGAAGAUAAAGGUGGUCAAAACUGGAUUUACAAAGAGAAUGACAAAUUCAAGUUUCCUGGUGGUGGUACUCAGUUUAUACACGGGGCUGAUCAGUACUUGGAUCAGAUCUCUCAGAUGAUUCCUGAUAUCAGCUUUGGUAAUCAUACACGAGUUGUUCUUGACAUUGGAUGUGGUGUGGCAAGUUUUGGUGCCUACUUAAUGUCACGAAAUGUCUUGACUAUGUCUAUAGCUCCAAAAGAUGUUCACGAGAACCAGAUACAAUUUGCUCUUGAGCGUGGUGUUCCUGCAAUGGUGGCAGCAUUCACAACACGGAGAUUGUUGUACCCAAGCCAAGCUUUUGAUUUGGUUCAUUGUUCAAGAUGUAGAAUCAACUGGACUCGUGAUGAUGGGAUCCUGCUCCUUGAAGUUAAUAGGAUGCUUCGUGCCGGAGGAUAUUUUGUUUGGGCAGCACAACCUGUAUAUAAGCAUGAAAAGGCCUUGGAAGAACAGUGGGAAGAGAUGCUAAACCUUACCACUAGGCUAUGCUGGGUUCUUGUAAAGAAGGAAGGAUAUAUAGCUAUCUGGCAGAAGCCUGUAAAUAACACAUGUUAUCUUAGUCGUGGUGCUGGAGUCACUCCUCCUUUGUGCAAUUCUGAAGAUGACCCAGAUAAUGUUUGGUACAUGGAUCUGAAGGCAUGCAUUACUAGAAUUGAAGAAAAUGGAUAUGGAGCAAAUCUUGCUCCUUGGCCAGCUCGUUUACAGACCCCACCGGAUAGGCUGCAGACAAUACAAAUUGAUUCUUACAUAGCCCGAAAAGAGCUCUUUGUAGCUGAAUCAAAGUACUGGAAAGAAAUAAUAUCAAACUAUGUAAAUGCCCUUCACUGGAAGCAGAUAGGACUCAGAAAUGUCUUGGACAUGAGAGCUGGAUUUGGCGGAUUUGCAGCUGCAUUAGCUGAGCUAAAGGUUGAUUGCUGGGUUCUCAACGUUAUCCCAGUCAGUGGUCCCAACACAUUACCCGUUAUAUAUGACCGUGGACUACUAGGAGUAAUGCAUGAUUGGUGUGAGCCAUUCGAUACUUACCCCAGAAGCUACGAUUUGCUGCAUGCCGCGGGUCUAUUUUCCAUUGAAAGAAAAAGGUGCAACAUGACAACGAUGAUGCUAGAGAUGGACCGGAUUUUGAGACCUGGAGGACGUGUAUACAUACGGGAUACUAUCAAUGUAAUGAGUGAGCUUCAAGAGAUUGGAAACGCAAUGAGGUGGCACACGAGCUUACGUGAAACUGCUGAAGGACCUCACGCAAGUUACAGGGUUCUCUUCUGUGAGAAGCGGUUAGAAUUGUCUGAGAAGCGUCUGUCCAUGGAGCUGCGCUUGGGGAGAAGGAACUUUGGGUUGCCAUAUGAGGUAGCUGAGGAUGUGAAAAGAAAAUACCAUCUCAAGAAAAGAAAAAUUCAGAAACUUAACGAGCUGGUCCGAGAUCUAAGGAGGCAGUUGCUACAAUGCAGAAAUGACAAUCAGGUUGAGUUGACGGAGCUAGAAACUGAGCUUGAUCAGCUGCUGUUAAAUGUUACGAUUGAUGAAUACCUCGAAGCUCGAAAGAAGAAUAUGGAAGAGAAGCUCUUAGCAGCUUUGAUUUCAAAGAAGUUGCAGCUUCGCUUUCUGAUCCCAUCAAUUAAAACCUUACCCAAAGCUGAAGUCACCAAUAUAUUCUUCAGAGCUAUUGCAGUUGCCUUGCUGAGAGGUAACAUAAGGAAAGAUAAAUUGGAGAGAACUAGUGAUACUGGAAAAGCAACUAUCAAAAGAGUUGCUGCAACUCUAGGGAUUGAAAUCAGAGACAAGUGUCAAAAAAAGCUUGUUCUAACAAACAAAACUGUGACUUUCUCAAGAAUGAUAGCUCUUCUCCCUCACUUGGCAAGCCAGCUAAUUAUCUCUAAGGAGAGCCUUUUUGUCAAAAAGUUUGCUCCUUUCAUUAAUGCCAUUAGUUUCCUGCUCAAACUCAUAAGCUUCCUAUUGCUAUGCUUCACUCUGGAUUUGCUGGAGAUUGCAUGGUAUGCAGAUGGGGAAACAAUUGUGAGGAAUGAGCAUAAUCAAUCAAUAGCUUAUGCAUAUGAUCGUGUUUUCGGGCCUACGACGACUACACGCUAUAUCUAUUAUGUUACUGCUCAGCAUGUCGUUCAUGGUGCUAUUGCGGGGAUCAAUGACAGUUUUGUUUGGUUCAAAUGUCAGAGGGACCAAAGAUCUCCUGGUAUAAUACCAUUAGCCGUGAAAGAUACUUUCAGCAUUAUACAAGAGGGAAACUUUAUUGAAGGGAUUAAAGAAGAAGUUGGUAUAUCCCCUGCUCAUGCGCUUUCUCUUAUAGCAGCUGGAGAAGGUGUGGUUCCACAUAGUCGACUUGUUGAAGACAAAGGUGGUCAAAAUUGGAUUUACAAAGAAAAUGACAAAUACAAGUAUCCUGGUGGUGGUACUCAGUUUAUUCACGGAGCUGAUCAGUACUUGGAUCAGAUCUCUCAGAUGAUUCCUGAUAUCAGCUUUGGUAAUCAUACACGACUUGUUCUUGACAUUAGAUGCGGUGUUGCAAGUUUUGGUGCCUACUUAAUGUCUUGACUAUCUCCAUAGCUCCAAAAGAUGUUCAUCAGAACCAGAUACAGUUUGCUCUUGAGCUUGGUGUUCCUGUAAUGGUGGCCAAGCCAAGCUUUUGAUUUGGUACUUUGUUCAAGAUGUCUAAUCAACUGGACUCGUGAUG